This is a messenger RNA of Gossypium raimondii (Peruvian cotton), 797 nucleotides long. RefSeq names its product mitochondrial fission 1 protein A. The record is from RefSeq and is a predicted model, not a curated record. Gene Ontology annotation, molecular function: protein binding. Gene Ontology annotation, cellular component: peroxisomal membrane; mitochondrial outer membrane. Gene Ontology annotation, biological process: peroxisome fission; autophagy of mitochondrion; mitochondrial fission. The coding region runs from base 68 to 565 and encodes 165 amino acids. NCBI's taxonomy places the organism in Eukaryota, Viridiplantae, Streptophyta, Magnoliopsida, Malvales, Malvaceae. The transcript has 5 exons.
UUUAUAUGCGAGUCACCGCCAAUCCCCUAAGAAAAGAAAACAAAGAGACCAAGCUUUUACCUGAACAAUGGAAGCAAAGGUAGGGAAAUUCUUCGAUUCAGUGACUAAUUUCUUCUCCGGUUCAGAUCAGCUUCCUUGGUGCGAUGCUGAUAUCAUUGCAGGAUGUGAAAAGGAGGCUGCUGAGGCUAAUGGUUCUGAUGAGUCAAAAAACGAAUGUCUCACGCGUUUUUCAUGGGCUCUUGUUCACUCACGACGAACAGAAGAUGUAGAACGUGGUAUAGCUAUGCUCGAAGCUUCUAUAGCCAGCACUACCGAUCCACUGAAAAUGCGAGAGAAGCUUUAUCUUCUGGCUGUUGGGCAUUUCCGAAGAGGUGACUAUUCAAGGAGCAGAGAGCUUGUGGAGCAGUGUUUAAUGGUAGAACCUGAAUGGAGGCAGGCACAAUCUCUGAAGAAGGCAAUCGAAGAUCGAAUUACAAAAGAUGGUGUGAUUGGUAUUGGCAUUGCUGUUUCUGCUGCUGGGCUGAUUGCUGGUGGCCUUGCUGCUGCUCUUUCACGAAAGAAGUAACGCCCCUGGGCCCUGACCCAAGCCCAUCCCUGAUCCCGACCAUCUCAUGUCGUAUCAUAUAAUAUCUGUUAGGAACAAAUCUUGAAAAAUAUUUUCAAUGAUACAUCUUUUUAUUUUCUCAAGUACCUAAAAGGCUUGUUUCGAUCAUAUUUGUUGUCUUAUCUUGUGAUAUUUUAAGUUUUAUUUAUGUAGGAUAUGUAUUAUAGUUUUUUAAUAAAUUAUAAUUCUUUUA